This is a messenger RNA of Crotalus tigris (Tiger rattlesnake), 2571 nucleotides long. Its product is annotated as vomeronasal type-2 receptor 26-like. Gene Ontology annotation, molecular function: G protein-coupled receptor activity. Gene Ontology annotation, cellular component: membrane. The record is from RefSeq and is a predicted model, not a curated record. NCBI's taxonomy places the organism in Eukaryota, Metazoa, Chordata, Lepidosauria, Squamata, Viperidae. The coding region runs from base 1 to 2571 and encodes 856 amino acids. The transcript is spliced from 6 exons. Gene Ontology annotation, biological process: G protein-coupled receptor signaling pathway.
AUGAAGAUGUUAUUCCUUUUGAUGUUCCUGAUGCACAAGGUAGUUACUCUGAGAUGCCCUUCAAGUGAAGCUUUCCCUGUUCCACAUGAGUGGUUCCAGCCUGGUGAUCUUGUCAUUGGUGGGAUGGUGUCUCACAUUUUUUACCACUUUUAUGAAAUUGAAUUUAAGGAACACCCUUCUCUAAAACCUUAUGACUUACCUCUUGUAAUAACCAAAUUUUAUCAGCAUGUCCUUGCCAUGGGCUUUGCUGUGAAGGAGAUCAAUGAAGACUCCAAGAUCUUACCUAACAUCACUCUUGGGUUCCAUAUCUAUGAUAGUUACUACAAUCCAAGGUUGACCUAUCGUACCACUCUGGACCUGCUUUUCAAAUCCCAGGAAUUUGUCCCUAACUACAAAUGUGAUAUCCAGAAGAAUCUCAUGGCUAUCAUUGGGGGACUAGGUGCUCCUACUUCAUCCCUUAUGUCAGAAAGCAUAAACCUCUUCAAGAUUCCACAGGAAGAAUUUCAGAGUACCAAAUUAUCUUCACUUUAUUGCAUGGUGCCAAAUGAGGACUAUCAGUACAUGGGAGUUAUACAACUUUUCCUCCAUUUUGGAUGGAGGUGGAUUGGAGGCUUUGCAUUUGAAACUAAGGGAGAAAGAUUUUUGCAGAAACUGCAGCCAUUGCUUUCACAGAAUGGGAUCUGUUUAGCUUUCACGCAAAAAAUUCCACAACAUAUCCACUUAGAAGAUUUGUCAGAAUUAUUAGAUUCAAUCUCAAUUAUUUCUAAUAAAUUGAUGGAUCGGAAAGCGAAUGUUUUUCUUGUGUACGGAGAAUCGUUCACAAUAGUGUGGCUCAGAACUGUCAUGUUUCUACGUGAUCCAGAAAAUAAAAACAGAUCAUUAUUCAGAAAGGUUUGGAUCCUGAUGAACCCAAUUGAUUUCAUACUGACGGGAACUCAAAAGAGUUGGGAUCUCCAAAUGUACCAUGGGGCUCUUUCCUUUACAGUGCAUUCAGGAGAAGUUAAAGGCUUCAAAGAAUUUCUUCAAGUCAUCAAACCUUCCACCCACAAAGAUGGAUUUCUUCAAGAGGUUUGGCAACAAUUGUUUGACUGCGUGUUUUUAAAGGAAGACUUACCUUCAUCUAUCAGUGGAACCUGUACUGGGGAAGAGAAUUUGGAGAAUCUGCCUGCACCUCUGUUUGAGUUGAAGAUGACUAGCCAAAGCUACAGUAUCUACAAUGCUGUUUAUGCAGUGGCACAUUCUUUGCAUGAGGCAAAGACAUCAAGUCCCAAAUGGACAAAAAUUCAAAAGGUUGAAUUUCCAAGUCUGCAGCCUUGGCAGCUCCACCAGUUUCUUCAAGAGAUUUCCUUUAACAACUCAGCUGGAGAAAGUGUCUUCUUUAAAAACAGAAGAGAAGGUCCAGGUGGCUUUGACAUUAUCAACAUGAUCACUUUCCCAAACAGAUCGUUUCAGAGAAUUAAAAUUGGAAAGUUACACCCCAAUGCUCCAAAAGGGAAAGAAGUUAUCAUUGAGAACACAAUCCUUUGGCACCCUGGUUUUAACCAGGUUCUUCCGGUUUCUUUGUGUAACAACCACUGUUCCCCUGGAUACUGGAAGAGACGGGAUGAAGGCAGUCAGUUCUGUUGCUAUGACUGUGUUCCAUGCCUAGAAGGAAAGAUUUCUAAUGAAACUGAUAUGGAUGACUGUUCUGAAUGUUCAGAAGAUCAUUAUCCAAAUAAAGAAAAGAAAGGAUGUAUCCUGAAACGGCUGGUCUUUCUAACUUUUGAAGAAAACUUAGGAAUUGGUUUAGCUUCAGCAGCUCUUUGUUUCUUUUUCUUGACAUCUUGGAUACUUGGAACUUUUAUUAAACACAGGGACACUCCCAUUGUCAGAGCCAACAACAGGUCUCUCACCUAUUCCCUCCUUGUCUCUCUUUUGUUCUGUUUUCUCUCCUCUUUUUUAUUUCUCAGCCAACCUGGCAAAGUGACCUGCCUUCUCAGACAACCAACUUUUGGAAUUACCUUCUCAGUGGCCAUUUCUAGUGUACUGGCCAAAACCAUCAUGGUGGUUGUGGCUUUCAUGGCCACUAAACCUGGAUCUCAAAUGAGGAAGUGGGUGGGGAAAAGAUUGGCCUUUGCUGCUGUCCUUUCCUGUUCUCUUGUUCAAGUAUGUAUUUGUACUCUUUGGUUGUCAACAUAUCCCCCAUUCCCUGAGUUAGAGAUGCACUUAGAGCCCCAAGAAGUGAUUUUACAGUGCAAUGAGGGGGCAGCUACAUUCUUCUAUUGUGUCUUGGGCUACAUGGGUUUCUUGGCCAUUGCCAGCUUCAUUGUGGCUUUCCUUGCCCGUAAAUUACCUGACAGUUUCAAUGAAGCCAAGUUCAUCACCUUCAGCAUGUUGGCCUUUUGCAGUGUGUGGAUCUCCUUCUUUCCAGCCUAUAUGAGCACAAAAGGCAAAGCCAUGGUAGCUGUGGAGGUCUUCUCCAUCUUGUCUUCCAGUGCUGCAUUACUGGGAUGCAUAUUCUUGCCAAAGUGCUACAUCAUUGUUUUGCGGCCUGAGCUAAACCACAGGGAAAAACUAAUAAAGAGAAUGUAG